AUUGCGGUUUUAUGGAAAAGUGGUAACCAAAAUGUCCCGUCGAAAUGUGUGGAGCGGUGAGGAAACGAUGGAGAUGCUGGAGAUAAUCAAGGAAAAGAACCUGAUGGAGCUGUUCACCAUGAACAGCCGCAGCAUGAAGGCGGACUGCGACGUGUACAAGAUCAUUGAGGACGAGAUGAAACAGAACGGCUUCCGGCUGAAGGACAGCUGCCAGAUCUAUCACAAAUGGAAAAACCUCAAACGAGCGUUUUACAUUUCGAGAAAGUGCAACCAAGGUACAGCGAACUGUGAGUUUGCCCGUGAACUAAAGGAUAUCCUGGAGCAACAGUGCGUGACGUCGCGUGAGGUUUUGGAACAGCGCCGAAAACAAAAAGAUCCAACGGUCCUGAAAGAAGGACAACCCGCACCAACGAGGCGUCGACGGGGACCGCCACCGAAAACGAUUCGCAACCAGAUACUGGACAAACUGGCCCGUAUGAUGAAGGAUCAGAGCGAGGAGUAUGCCAAAAAGUGGAACGAUCUGUACGAUUACGAGUUUAAGCUGUACAAGCGCAAGGAAAAGGAACAGGCGGCAUCACUGAACGCCCUACUGGAGGCAAGCAAGACCGAUGUGAUGAAUCGUUUCGAAUCUAUGUUUACGGAAGAGCCCUUGACCGGCGACGGCGACAACGGACAGGGGCUUGAAGUGGAAACCAUCGAACCAGCCGCCACUACUAGCGGUGGGGCUACCAGAGUUUACCAAACGGUUAAAUUUGAAUAAAACCUGUUAAACGAAGGA
Anopheles aquasalis is the source of this 778-nucleotide messenger RNA. RefSeq lists its product as uncharacterized. The record is from RefSeq and is a predicted model, not a curated record. Lineage: Eukaryota; Metazoa; Arthropoda; Insecta; Diptera; Culicidae.